UCAGGCUCUACCAUACGUUGAUAAUAUGAUUUUAAUAUCAUAGGAUAAUAUAUAACGUCCGCUUUGCCGUAACAUUUAUUUAAAGACGUAUCCCAGCCACGUCGUCGUGAUUUUCCCUGAGAUAAAUAAAUGGUUUUCACUCAUGAAUGUCUGAAAUGCGGAAGAAUUAGCAUGAAAGAAGUUCGAAUAAUCCGGAAAUCAAACUCGUUUUCGCAAUGUGUCAUUCAUGUAGGCUGAUGUAACUGCUUGCUUUUCGGCGUAAUCACCUUGAUUGCUUCUGGUUUGACAAGCAGGGGGCAAAAUGGUUAGAAAAUUGCAGAAUUUCUAUGUCGAAAUUGACGGUAACAAAGAGGUGUUCUACCCAGGCGAAGAUGUACGAGGCAAUGUUGUCGUCGACGUUUCACAGUCAAUGAAAUGUAAACAAAUAAAUGUUGUGUUGGUUGGAGCCUCUUACUGCCACUGGACAACGACGAGGACGACGACUGAUAAUAGAGGAAACUCCAAAACUGAAACUGAUCAUCACACCGGCCAUCAGUUAUUGGUGAAUUUACAAGGUGUUCUUUUCGGAGGAAGUUCAACCAAAGCAGUACAGCAUCCUCCUGGCAUACAUGUUUAUCCAUUUCUAUUUAAACUUCCCUCGCCUUUACCCAGUUCGUUCGAAGGAGGCACUGGUCACAUUCGCUAUUACGUAGAAGCAAAAGUCGAUCGACCGUGGAAGUUUGAUCAUAAAAUUCGAAAGCCCUUCACUGUCAAUGAAAUUAUCGAUAUUAAUCUUCCUCAGUAUUCAACAGUUCCUGUUGGAAGCAAAGAGAAGCAAAUUGGAUGCCUUUGUUGUGUAUCUGGCAACCUCAACAUGCAAGCAAGUCUUGAUAGAGCAGGCUAUUGUCCUGGUGAGCAAAUCUUCCUCAAUGCGCUGUGUGAGAACUCGUCAACUCGAGAAAUGCGUUGUAUGAGGGCGACACUUAUACAAAAUAUUUUGUUCCGUGCAGCAGACGGACAUACAACAGGAAGUUCAAUAGCAAUUACACGUUUUGAAGGUGGUAAAAUCCCAGCAAGAGGCCAGGACUUAUGGAAUAACCAACCAUUCCUAAUUCCACCAGUUGCUCCAACAAUUAACACCAACCCUGUGAGUGUCAGUUACCAUGUCAAGUUUGAUGUGAGAGUGCCCAUGGGGCUUAACCCAAAAAUUCUGCUUGGUAUUACUAUGGGUACCGUACCUUUUCAGCGAACCUUUGGCAGACAAUGUUCCUAUGAGCUGGCUGAAAAUCAGGUGAUGGAAGCAGGGUACACACACCAAGUACAGCCAUUGGCAACACAAUUUGGGCCAACCACAUCCACCCUUGGCUACCCUGACAUGCCCCCACCAAGCUAUGCCGUGGCAGUUGGAGGUUUGCCUGUGAAUGUUGGUGAUGCAGAAGCCAGAUCACAUUUUGGAGAUCAAAGCUAUGUGCCAAGGUACACCUAUGCUCAACCAUUCCAAGGGCAGUUCCCACAAACUGCCCCUUCAGGCCAAUUUGGUAGUGACAUUGCAAAUCUACCACCACAUUCUGGUGCUUAUCCUGGCACAUCUUCAGAAAACUGGCCAUCCUGGUCAAAGGCACCCCAUUAAGGUGCACCAGUUAUGCUACUAAUAUAUUAUUCAGUUCACAUGCUGUCAUAACUGUUGAUCCUUUCUACAUUUUUGACCCUUCAAUAUAAACAAUCAAUGCUGUAGCUAGGAUGUACAUUUCCAAAUAAUUUCAUUCACAUAUUAGUCAAUAAGAAGAGAAACAAGGUAUCAGUAAGCCACUGUUUAUGUAAGACAUGGUUUGGGUAUAACUGUAUGUCUGUAUCUUGAUAAUUUAUAAUGGAGUAUAUAUUUCAAAUGCUGUGAUGUUUUGGAAUUGUGUAUGUUUACAAGAGGGUAAAUAGAAGUUAUAGAACAUAGGAUAGAACAUAGGAUGUUUUUAUGAAUAUGUCAAUUUCAUAAAGGUUGUGGGUGUUUACAAUGCCCAGGGCCAUAGCUAGAAGCUUGAUUGGGGGUUGUAUUAAUAAUAUAUUCAUCUUAUGCCUGACUAAUUUCCUUUGUUCCUUUCAUAUAAACAUGAAUACAUGAAUGUACACUCUCCCCCCCGAAUUAAGAUGUCCAGCAGCAGCCCUGGAGUAUGUGGCGUAACUAGAACGAUAA
Messenger RNA from Dendronephthya gigantea, 2167 nucleotides. RefSeq names its product arrestin domain-containing protein 2-like. Gene Ontology annotation, biological process: protein transport. Gene Ontology annotation, cellular component: cytoplasm. The record is from RefSeq and is a predicted model, not a curated record. The coding region runs from base 302 to 1609 and encodes 435 amino acids. Lineage: Eukaryota; Metazoa; Cnidaria; Anthozoa; Malacalcyonacea; Nephtheidae. The transcript has a single exon.